GCACCAAGGCUCCCAUACCAGUCCAUGCCCCACACAUUUUCUCUCAGACCAAAAUACUUUCAUUACAUUACUACUCCCACACAUAUUUUACUCUCUCCUUUAAGUGCAACACUGAUUUCCUCCAUCAUUAGAAUGGCCUCUUUUUGGUUUCUCUUAUCAUUCAUUAUAUCUUUAAUCAUCCUCCCAUUGUUUUCGUCAUCUACUCUGCUAAAUUCACAACCUUCAACUAUCCCAACUUCUCCAGCAUCUCUAACAAAUUCAAAUUCUCUCCCUCUUUCUCCCUUCCAAGAAUUGUCACCGGAUAUUGCUCCUCUACUGCCUUCCCCUGGUGGUGUGUUACCUUCUCCAACUGUAUCAUCACUGCCCACAAUUCCCUCAACUCCGAGCCCGCCUAACCCUGAUGAUUUGGCAGCAGCAGGGCCUGAUUCUGCAUUUUCACCACUAGGGUCAUUGCCAGCUUCCUAUGCAACACCUCAGAGUUUAGUGAACUUAGCAGUUGCUGUAGGAUGUACAGCAUAUUGCUCGCUGCGUCUCUUUAAAAUGUGACUUGUUUUUCUGGCUAAAAUUUCCAGUGGUGCUGUACAAGGUGUGGCAGUUGCACUGUUUGCCAUGUUAAGUUUUCAAUUUAUUACAGUAUACAAUAUAAUGUAAGUAGUUUUUGUCUUGUGACGAGCUGAAUGUGCAUUUCUAGCAAUUCUUACUUUCAUUUA
This is a messenger RNA of Ricinus communis (castor bean), 710 nucleotides long. Its product is annotated as classical arabinogalactan protein 25. The transcript has a single exon. Lineage: Eukaryota; Viridiplantae; Streptophyta; Magnoliopsida; Malpighiales; Euphorbiaceae. Bases 25 to 546 code for a protein of 173 amino acids. The record is from RefSeq and is a predicted model, not a curated record.